UGCUCGGUGACUUGUGGUUUCAAUUCGUCCAAGGCUGCAAUUGCCUUUUUGUCCUUCUUUUCACUAUAUCGUUUGCGAAACGAAAACCCGUACAGCCAACCCUUCCUUCCUCUAAAUCGCAACUAAUCCAUCGACGACACAGCGCGAAGAUAAAAACAAAAAAAGGAGGAAUAAACUCCACAAUACGCACACACGCACGUCAACGUUAAAAACGCAAAGGCAUUUGAUUAAAUGUCGUAUCAGCAAGAAGAAAACGGACAUGGAUUACCUCCUUGGCCGCAACUUUCAUUCGUCCUGUCCAAGGAGAUCAUCAAGAACGAUCUGCACAGCACAUUCUUGACGUCUACAGAAUCACAGCAUUUCGAAUCAGCCGUCGAGACGUAUAGUCAAUGGUCCGCAUUUAUCAAUGCCACGCACGAAAAUCUACGGUCAUAUCCGGUUUCUGAACGCGCUAUCGCGGCCAUGCGUGUACGUGCCAUGUUGGCAGAACAAUUUAUACCCCACGUCUACCAUUCCAAUCAUCCUUGCUGUCAACACGCGCAACUUGACCUGGAUCGAAUAUGUCAAGAAACGCGGUCGUUGCAGCUACCUGAUAAUAUUAUCUCGGAUAGUCCGGUUGCAGUAGCCGCAGCAGCGAAACCACAGCAGGAUGUCUCUCCUCCAGGUCAAGAAGCGCCCCAACUCCAACAGCAAGAUACGUCGUUAACAGCAACUCCUGCAGAUGCAUCAUCACCGUCAGCACCGCUUGUGCCAAUAAAAAAGGAAGAGAACAAUAUGAACGCAGCGCCAGAUGUACAAUUACAACCUCCAGCACCGUCGUCGGUAUCAUCAUCAUCCAAAGAAAACGAAGAUUUAGCGACAAAAACGGAUGCAAUAGCUCCCACAUAUAGUGCUAAUAUACCAUUGCUCGACGUAUAUCAUACACUGGAUCAGGAUUAUGCAGCAAUGAUUGAAUUGCAAAAGCUGGAGGAAUCCGAGGCUCAAGAAGAAUUGAAUGAAGAAGAAGAUAAGGAUCAAGUAGAGGAACACUCGCUUUCCAUACUGAAUACAGCUGGCAAUUUCAAUCUCAAGUAUCUCCUUCAAGGGAUUGCGGCAAACCGGCAAAAAACCACACUUUCUGAUCGUGAUAUCAGGAAUCUUUUGUCCGAUUUCAAACCACAUCGAACGAAAUGGGCAAGCGACGAUAAAAUUGGCCAAGAAGAACUCUAUGAAGCAUGCGAAAAAGUGCUGACGGAUUUGAAGAAUUUUACGGAGCACUCAACGCCAUUUCUUAACAAAGUCAGUAAACGUGAGGCACCGGAUUACUUUGAUGUGAUUAAACGGCCUAUGGAUCUUGGAACUGUCACGAAGAAAAUGAAGGCUCUACAAUACAAAUCUAAAAAGGAAUUUUCUGAUGAUUUGUACCUUAUAUACGAAAAUUGUUUAUUGUAUAAUACGAAUCCUGCAAGUGAAUAUCGGAAACAUGCUGUUGCUAUGAGGCGGAAAACGGAUCGAUUGAUGGCAAAAGUGCCAGAUGUUACUGUCAAGGAUCGCGUAGAAGCGGAGACUGAAGAGUUUGGGGAUGAAGCGAGCGAAGAUGGGGAUUCGGAUAUUCAACGUGUAUCUCGAAAGGCUCCUGGAAGUCACAAGCAUUCUGCAGCCUCCCGAGCAAAGGAUGGAGAACUACCACGAGGUUCGCGCGAACGGUCGUUGACACGAGAGUCAAGUGCAGCACCAUCCACAUCCGAUAUUUUCGAUAAUGACAGCAGCAUGACACCAAACGGACACGCGCCGCAUAAAGCAUAUGGCGGGAAACAGGUUAGAGGCCAGGGCGGCGAUGUCGAUCCAGAAGAAGAAAAGGUUGUGGAUGUAGAACUUGCAGAGUUCAGCGAGUUGCAAGAUCAGAUAUGGCAUGAUCUGACCAAGAAAUCAAGAGCAAGAAUGGCGAGCGAUAUCGAAAAACAAUAUCAAUUUCCAUUUGGUGACCGAGCGGCAAUUACUCGUUCAUCUCUUGAGAUGGAGCGAUUUGCUAUGAUGGAGCAUAUGCACCGAAAACCAGAAACUGUUCAAAAACUGAUCAAAUGUCCAAGCGAUCGAUUCACAAAAUGGGCGGAACGGAAUGGACCCGCAAUCAGCUUGUACGACGAUGUGGAGUUCGAUUCAAGCGAUGAUGAAAAUUUGGACGUGUUCUUUUCUCGCAAAAUCGCGAAGCCUACCAAAACGGAGCAAGAUGAUGCCAUGCGGUCAGAUCUGUUUCUUCCCGAGUAUAUGCUUAUGAGUGGCAUACCUGAGAUCUAUAGCAUGCGAGACGAGAUAUUAGAUGUUAAUCACGACCCAGGGCAGGUGGUGCGCAGAGGAUCAAUAGAUACCACUUUUGAAACAGUCCAAACGAAACAAUAUACGGAUGUACCGCUGGACGUGUAUCCAUCCGUUAGGUUUCCUAAUCACGGAUUGGGCAGUAUGAUCGACAAGAAUUUAAGGCAGUUACAGAAGGUUCGCGUCGUUUACGCCAAAUGCAACGCUAUUCGAAACAACAUUCCAAUAUCUGCCCUUGCUUCAUCAAUAUCCCUUGCCGAUCCUUUAAUAGACGCUUCUAAUAACGCCAUAAUUCCCUUACCACCGAAAAACAAGCCGCUUCCACCACUUAUUAUCGAUCAAAACUCUGGUUUACAGCUUUUACAACGGACACUAUCAAAGUUACUCGGCCACGCUGGGUUUGAGGGAGCACAGACAAGCGCACUGAAUGUGUUGACUGAAUUAGCCAUCGAUUAUAUGUUGAACGUUGGCAGAACCAUACGGUCUUAUUGGGAUGAUUAUGGACGACAAAUGUCAAACGAGGAAAUAUUAAUGCAUGUAUUAUACGAAAAUGGGGUAUCGGAUAUUUCGGAACUGGAGUCCUAUAUACGCGACGAUGUGGAACGAUAUGGACAUCGAUUGGAUGAACUACAUCGGAGACUAGAAUCAUCCUAUCAGGACAUCCUUACUGGUCCUGUCGAGAAAUCCGAUGACGAAGGUUUCCUACAGGAUGAAGAAACAUUUGUUACUGGUUUGUUUGGCGAAGAUUUUGGAGAAGACUAUUUCGGUUUCAAGGAACUUGGUUUGGAUCGAGAAUUAAAUAUUGAUGCAUUUUCGAUUCCCCCACGACUAUGGUUUGGAGGAAACAAGGAGAAGGCUCAAAGCUCGAAAUCAUCAAGCAAAGAACCUGUUCUAAAAUAUCCACCGCCGCCACCUUUCUCGGCUAUCACUUCCGAAAAGCAGCUAAUUGGCUUAUUACAACCCGUGUUCCAGAAGAAACUUAGUGAAAGCACGGGCUCGCUAGUCGAGGAUGAAUACGUGCCCAAUCGACACCGCAACCGGCCUCGAUACCCGCCAACAAACAAGACAAUGAGUAAUCGCAAAAAACCAUUGAAGGACAGCGGUAUAAACAGUGCGUCAUCAGGAGCAGCAGGGGCUGGUGGUGAGAACCGCAAGACCAAGCGGAAACGGCCCCCAGAAGAAAUCAUGGCGAUCAAGGCUGAAAGAGCUGAGAAAAAGCGACAAAAACUAGAAGAAAAGGCGCAGCGAACGGCAGAGAAGGAGCAGAAGCGGAAAUUACGAGAAGAGUUAAAAGAGCAGGAACGACUAGCUAAACAAGAAGCAAAAGAGAAAAAGGUAAAAGUGCGAUAAUUGUCAAUAGGUAUUAUGAUUCUCGGGUUGUUUGUGUGUGCGGGGGCGGAGGGAAAAGGAAAGAAGCAAAGAAAAAGUAACAUGCUUGUUUUUCAACCAUCAGGCCCAGGCCAAAAAGGCAGCAGCUUCUGCCACUUCCUCCACCAACAACGGCAACACUGGUAGCAACAGUAACAACGACUCAUGACCCUAAACUCACUUUAUUCGCCCAUCUUACCCACAUAAACAAACUCGCACAUUUACAACUCAACCCUUUCCCAU
Molecule: messenger RNA, 3906 nt
Organism: Zychaea mexicana
Lineage: Eukaryota; Fungi; Mucoromycota; Mucoromycetes; Mucorales; Lichtheimiaceae
Exons: 20
Coding region: 232-3645 (1137 amino acids)
Biological process (GO): regulation of transcription by RNA polymerase II
Cellular component (GO): SLIK (SAGA-like) complex; SAGA complex
Molecular function (GO): structural molecule activity; protein heterodimerization activity
Source: RefSeq, a predicted model, not a curated record